UUUACCAACAAAGUCUUUAAUACCUAUGCCGAAGGUGCAUAUUUAUCGAGUUCUAGGCGAGUUGUACCCCAUUCAGUAAAAUAGUUUUGUGCAUGCCACCAACCUUAGCAAACCUACUGUAUACUUCCAUAUUUAGCCUCCUAUUCACUCCAAUUUAGCACAAGUGGUUACAAAAAUCAACUGAUAAUAUGUCUCUUUAUUCCCAGUGAGGCAGGGUGACUGUUUCUGAAAUGAUUGUGUCUGGUAUGUGCCUUUCAUCUUUGUCAGAAAUACCUCUUUUUUUCCCCUGAGGUAUUUCUGAAUCAAUAUUCUUGUCCUGACCUUUAAAAAUUAACUUCCUCCUCAUGAAACUGCAGAUGGGCCUUAGUCAUUUUCUAAUGCGUUGCACUUUCAUGCUGUAGCAGGCUGCUCCGAUAACGUUGACUGGUGAUGUUUAUGUGCGCAGUAGCUCUCCAGCAGUGCUUCACAAGCUGUAGACUGCAGGGUGCCCUUUUGACUCUUCCCUCCUGUUUAUUUUUGAAGAAACAGGCCAUUUCAGCCAAUACGACUGAGACGGAAAUGAAGGGAUGGGGUCAGCAAAGUCUUUUCUGAGCCACACCGUGAGAUAAAUGAAGAAGGACUUCCUAUUGACUUCAAUUGUUUUUAUUAGUAUCACAAAAGAUGACAACCUCGGCACUCACUAAACAUCACCAUCACUUAAAUGUCUGGCAUUGUGCAAAGAAGCCCAUAAUGAGAUUUGAAGAGUUUUGGAGCAAGCUGGAGUCAUCUGUAAGAACUGGGUACUUAAGAUGAACGUGGGUGGUAAAUUGCAAAGCCAAAAAUGAUGUUCUCCAGCUGACAGUAGAUGCUGUUAUUUUGCAUUUUUUUCCUUCUUCAAAAGUGGUGAAUGAUUAAGGAAAGGCCUGUCUGAAGCUUUUGGUAACGGCUACUGUUUGAGGCAUAUGUGAGGAGCCUCUGGUGUUAAAACAGAUUGAUUAAUCAUUGGCAAGCAGUAGUUUUUCUCUGACAGACAGGUGCCGAUAAUAUGCUUGUGCAAGAGUGACUAACUGGGCCAGUAGUAAUUCAGUUUAUAUAGACUCCCUAGCUGUUGACAGUGACUUGGAGAAGUCUCUGAGGUUUCUUAUUUUUUGUGCUGGAAUGGUUAGUAAAUUAUGGGGGUGCGGAGCCUAUCCAAGCAGGCAAUGGGCACAAGACAGGGUAGACCCUGGAAUGGACACCAGUGCUUCACGUGGCAGACACACAGACACAAACACACACUCCAGGGACACUUUUUCCAGGAGCCAGUUAACUUGCCAGCAUGUUUUUGGACUAUGGCACAGGGCAUACACACUGCACACAGGACAUGCCCCAGAAUCGCGAAUUGAACCCAGGGCCCCAGCGCUGUGAGGCAGGGGUGCUAAAGCCUGCGGCGCUGGAAUAUGAACAGUCUGAACAAAGCUUGAGAAAAUACACUGCAGAGAAGAAGGAGGCAGAAAACAAAAAUGUGGUUUUCGCUUAACUAAGGUUUUUUCAGAAUCAGGUGAAAUCAUCUCCUUCUUCCCAACUCGGAGCAGAACAAUCCGCUUUGACAAAUGGCACCAUCACAAUCUCUUCUGGAACUGCACUCUGUGCCAUUGCUCUAUCGUGCACUUAUAUCUGGUUGUGUAGUGCACUCACACUGUUGUGUAGUAUUUUGUCAUGUGCUGUUGUGUACCACUUUCUAAUGCACUGUUGUGUAGCAUUUCCCCAUGUGCCCUUGUUUACAUCUCUCUAAUGCACUCUUGUGUAGCAUUCCCUCAUGUGCUGUUCUUGAACGAACUCUUAUGUACUCCUAUGUAGAUGUUGUUCAAUGUGGACACUGCUCCCUGCUUCACUACAAUGCCAUUCUGUGCUUUUUGCUGUCAAGGGCACAGUGUCGCUCAUUCCUCACGUCACAUUUUGCAACUCUUAGCUCUCUGGAAAAAAACGCAGAGAGCAUUGUGAUGCUCGCAGAAUUCACAGCAGUUUAGCCUGACCACGAAAACAACCUGUUCUCCUGAUCGUUGCUUAACCCUGUGUGCGUGCAUACAUUUGUUUGAAAAACACAGAUUUGCCACCCAGCUCUGAUCUUGACAAACAGAUCACGUGACGUUCUCGGUUAGCCAAUCAGCACGGCUCGUGCCAGGGGGGAAAACAGAAUCGGCGAGGUCCCCUUGGAAGACCGGCCACUGACACUGUUUAUCAGACAAGCUUGCACCAGCGGCCCAGGGGGUUUAAAGGUUAAGGGACUUGCCCUAGAUUCUGGUGAAAGCAAACAAAUAAGUUGUCCUCAUAUAAAUUCUGGGGCGAAGAGUGGAGAGGGGCUGUGAGUGCAGAUCGCACUGCCCCAGCGCAGACGGACAGCAUGGACCUGCUACACAGCGCCGGGGUGAACCUGACGGCCCAUCUGCAGGCCCACUACAGAGGCUACGAGGGCUUGUUCAACCUGGCGUCCUCUGUGGCAGACCUGCACACACCUUUCUUCGUCUUCUUCCCCGUCUGGUUCCACCUGCGCAGGGAGGCGGGCAUCAAGCUGAUCUGGGUGGCCGUGAUCGGGGACUGGCUCAACCUGGUGCUGAAGUGGGUUCUUUUUGGUGAGAGGCCCUACUGGUGGGUUCACGAGACCCAGUUCUAUGGUUCUGAACCGGCUCCUGUGCUAAGACAGUUCCCCAUCACUUGUGAAACCGGGCCAGGAAGCCCCUCGGGGCAUGCGAUGGGCUCAGCGGGGGUGUGGUAUGUGAUGGUGAUGGCCACUCAACCCCUCAUCUCCGGGACUCUCUGUCCCUCUCUUCCCCGGCUCAGGGCUCUGCGGGUGGCGCUGUGGACGGCGCUGUGUGCCGUCGAGCUCAUCGUCUGCAUGUCCAGGGUCUAUGUGGCUGCCCACUUCCCCCACCAGGUCGUCACAGGGGUCAUUUCAGGUAUGAUUGUGGCCGAGGCCUUCAGCAGGGUGCAGUGGAUCUACAGCGCCAGUCUGAAGAGGUACCUCCUCACCACCCUCUUCCUGCUGGUCUUCGCCCUGGGCUUCUACCUGCUCCUGCGGGUGCUGGGGGUGGACCUGCUCUGGACGCUGGAGAAAGCCAAGCGGUGGUGCGUCCGAGCCGAGUGGGUGCACAUGGACACCACACCCUUCGCCAGCCUGCUGCGCAACCUGGGCACCCUGUUCGGCCUGGGGCUGGGCCUGCACUCUCCUCUCUCCAGUGGGAGCCACUCAGGGAAACGAGGCCACAGCGCCCCCUUCAGGCUGGGCUGCAUCACUGCCUCGCUGCUGCUACUGCAGCUGCUGGACCUGGUCCACUUCUCCUCGGAGAGGGAGCUGCUAUUUUACCUGCUGUCCUUCUGCAAGAGCGCUGCCGUGCCUCUCAUCACAGUGGCACUUGCCCCCUGUGUCAUCUCCAGACUCUGCCCCAGGCAGGGCAAGAGGCAGAAGGACUGGUGACUUCAGACCUGCAACACACUCGCCCAACCAAAUCUGGGCCAUUACUCCUCAAGAUCCUUCUCUCCAUUUCAGAUCGCUUGUUGAUAGCAAUGUGCUCUGUGCAUUUCUAGUGCAUCCCCUGAAAGCAAAUCGUUCUAGCACUCUUAAUCUGAUAUGUU
This is a messenger RNA of Lepisosteus oculatus (spotted gar), 3591 nucleotides long. NCBI's taxonomy places the organism in Eukaryota, Metazoa, Chordata, Actinopteri, Semionotiformes, Lepisosteidae. The record is from RefSeq and is a predicted model, not a curated record.